UCUAGAAGCGUCCAGAACGCGGAAGCGGCGUGUGUAGCCGGCGAGUAGUGUGAGGCUUCGGCUUCUGGAAUGUUCUUCCACAGGAUCUAUAUAUGAAGCAGCGCCUCCUCCUCCCCCGCAGCACAGCACGCAGCUCCCUGUACAGCAGCCGCAGCCUUCUCCACACACAGCGUCCUAAAGCUCCUCAUAUAGCACCAUGUCUGUGGUCGGCUUCGACCUCGGCCUCCAGAAUUGUCAUAUCGCCAUCGCCCGAGCUGGUGGCAUCGAGACGGUAGCCAAUGAGUUCAGCGACAGAUGCACCCCGUCCGUGGUCUCCUUUGGAACAAAGAACAGAACAAUUGGUGUUGCAGCUAAGAAUCAGCUAGUUACCAAUCCAACCAACACAGUAUCCAGCUUUAAGAAGCUCCAUGGUCGGGCAUUUAAUGAUCCUUAUGUCCAGAAGGAGAAAAAUAAUUUGUCUUAUGAACUGGUCCAGACACGCAACGGAGGUGUUGGAUUACGGGUGAUGUACAUGGAUGAGCCACACACAUUCAGUGUAGAACAGAUAACAGCAAUGCUUUUGACAAAACUCAAGGAGACUGCUGAAAGCAACUUGAAGAAGCCAGUGACUGACUGCGUCAUAUCUGUUCCCUCAUUCUUCACCGAUGCUGAGAGAAGGUCUGUCUUGGAUUCAGCACAGAUAGUUGGCUUGAACUGUCUUAAACUGAUGAAUGAUAUGACCGCAGUCUCCUUGAACUAUGGUAUUUAUAAGCAAGAUCUCCCAGCUUUGGAGGAGAAACCCAAGAUUGUGGUUUUUGCUGAUAUGGGACAUUCAUCUUUCCAGAUCUCUGCAUGUGCCUUCAACAAGGGAAAGUUAAAGGUUUUGGGCACUGCCUUUGACCCGUAUCUGGGAGGAAGGAACUUUGAUGAAAAAUUGGUUGAACACUUCUGCGCUGAGUUCAAAGCCAAAUAUAAGUUGGAGGUGAAGUCUAAAAUUCGAGCACUUCUGCGGCUCUAUCAGGAAUGUGAGAAGCUGAAGAAGCUUAUGAGCAGCAACAGCACUGAACUGCCACUGAAUAUUGAAUGUUUCAUGAAUGAUAUUGACGUGUCAGGACGCAUGAGCAGGUCAGAGUUUGAAGCAUUAUGUGCAGACCUCUUACAAAGAAUCGAUGCCCCCCUGCACUCUUUAAUGGAACAGAUCCAACUGCGGGUAGAAGAGAUCAGUGCAGUAGAAGUCAUUGGUGGUGCGACACGUAUUCCAGCCGUAAAGGAACGCAUUGCUAAGUUUUUUGGAAAGGAUGUUAGCACCACUUUAAAUGCAGAUGAAGCUGUCGCAAGAGGCUGUGCACUUCAGUGCGCUAUCCUCUCACCAGCCUUCAAAGUUAGAGAAUUUUCAGUCACAGAUGUAGUACCCUAUCCCAUUUCUCUGAAGUGGAGUACGGAAGCAGAUGAAGCAGAAGGUUUCCAUGAAGUCUUCAACAAGAACCAUGCAGCUCCGUUUUCUAAAGUCCUCACUUUCUAUAGGAAGAAUCCUUUCCAGCUUGAGGCGUUUUAUUCUGAUCCUUCCAGGGUCCCUUAUCCUGAAGGUAAAAUAGGUCAGUUUCUUGUUCAGAAUAUUUCACCAUCUAAAGACGGAGAAAAAGCUAAAGUGAAGGUGAAGGUUCGUGUGAACACUCACGGUAUCUUUAGCGUUUCUACGGCUUCUGUGAUAGAGAAAAUGGAAGUGGAUGAAGCUGAGGAGCAAACUGCGGAAAGUGGAGUGGAAGCCAAGAACCAAGGAUCUAUGGAAGAGGAUAAAUCUGUCCAGCAAGAUCAACCAGAUGCUGGACCACCGCCCCAGGUACAAACCGAUGAGCAUCCUCCUCCUGAGUCCACCAGUGAGGAACACAAAAUGGCUGACACUGAAAAAGUGGAAAAGAAAAGUGAUAAGCCUCCUGAGGCCAAGAAGCCAAAGAUCAAAGUAAAGAACACUGAAGUGCCUAUAGAAGCAAACUUUGUGUGGCAGCUAGGGAAAGACCUACUCAAUAUGUACAUUGAGAAUGAGGGAAAGAUGAUUCUUCAGGACAAGCUAGAAAAAGAGAGGAAUGAUGCAAAGAAUGCUGUAGAGGAAUAUGUCUAUGAAUACAGAGACAAGCUUUCUGGGCCAUAUGGCAAAUUCAUCAGUGAAGAGGAUAUGAGUCGGUUUUUGGAGCUUUUGACAGAAACUGAGGACUGGUUGUAUGAAGAUGGGGAAGAUCAGUCCAAACUGGUGUAUGUUGAGAAGCUGGCUGAGCUUAAGAAACAUGGUAACCCAGUCAAUGAACGGUAUAGAGAAGCAGAAGAUCGGCCAAAACUCUUUGAAGAUCUUGGCCAAAGGUUACAGCACUACGCAAAGAUUGUAAAUGAAUACAAGAAUCAGAGUGAGGCAUAUCAGCAUAUCAGUGCUACUGACAUGGAGAAAGUAGAGAAAUGUACCAAGGAAACCAUGGAAUGGAUGAACAAUGCCAUGAAUCUUCAAGCUAAGCAGCGAUUAGAUCAGAACCCAGCUAUAUAUGCCCACGAGAUUAAAGCGCAGCUGUCUGCAUUGGACAGCAGCUGCCACCGCAUAGUAACACAACCAAAACCCAAGAUUCAAUCACCAGAACCUGAAAAUCCAGUAAAUGGUAUGAAACACAAUGGAGACCUCAAAGAUGAGAAAAACUCUGUACCUACUUCUCAGCAGAACGGAGACUGCCAUCCAAAUGAGAAGGAGACUAUUGAGAUGGACUUGGAUUAAAGGGCUCUGUCCCCAAAUCUCCUGUUCCAGGGACUUGCUGGAAUCUGUUCCUGGUUCUUCGUCCUUAACACGUGUAACCUCCUGAAACUUUUUUUUUUUUUUUCCCCCCCUAUUUCCGUACUCCAUGACCAAGCACUGUCUAAGGGACUAUUUAUAAAAGAUGUUGAAUUUUUAUUGUUAUGUAUUAGUUUUCUUUCACUAUAUAUUCUACUGCACAUGACUAGAUUAAGAGAUGUCUUGUUAACUUGGAGGGAAAAAAGAAGAAAAAAAAAAAAAUUCCUGUGGAAUUGUGAACUUCAUAUUGGGCUUAUGAGCAGGUGAACUUUACAAAGCACUGAGUGAAGGCAGUGUUUGGUGGAGCAAGAUUGGAGGGAGCACAUUGUCGUUCUGUUUACUUUUCCUGCAUGCCAAGAACAGAUCGAGCCAGUCUUCUGGGAAUGGCCUUUUGAUUCAUUACAACAAACUCUUAAACUCCCAAUAUUUUUUUUAUUUUUUUUUUUAAGGUUUAAAGCAAAAUGCAGGAUUUUCUUUAAAGCACUGCAGAGAUUUAAAGGGGUACUUAGGUGGAAAACAUAGAUAUAUUCUAAUUUUUUUUUUUUCAACUGGUGGCAGAAAGUAAAACAAAUUUUGUAAAUUACUUCUAUUAAAAAAUCUUAAUCUUCCAGUAUUUAUAAGCUGCUGAAUACUACAGAGUAAAUUAUUUUCUUUUUGGAACACAGAGCUCUCUGCUGACAUCAUGACCACAGUGCUCUCUGCUGAAAUCUUUGUCCAUUUUAGGAACUGUCCAGAGCAGC
Molecule: messenger RNA, 3528 nt
Organism: Hyla sarda
Lineage: Eukaryota; Metazoa; Chordata; Amphibia; Anura; Hylidae
Gene: HSPH1
Product: heat shock protein family H (Hsp110) member 1
Exons: 18
Coding region: 197-2734 (845 amino acids)
Biological process (GO): protein folding
Cellular component (GO): cytosol; nucleus
Molecular function (GO): ATP-dependent protein folding chaperone; ATP binding
Source: RefSeq, a predicted model, not a curated record